Messenger RNA from Xyrauchen texanus (razorback sucker), 903 nucleotides. It is a transcript of the gene fth1b, whose product is annotated as ferritin, heavy polypeptide 1b. The record is from RefSeq and is a predicted model, not a curated record. The coding region runs from base 188 to 721 and encodes 177 amino acids. Gene Ontology annotation, biological process: intracellular iron ion homeostasis; iron ion transport. The transcript has 5 exons. Gene Ontology annotation, molecular function: ferrous iron binding; ferric iron binding. NCBI's taxonomy places the organism in Eukaryota, Metazoa, Chordata, Actinopteri, Cypriniformes, Catostomidae. Gene Ontology annotation, cellular component: cytoplasm.
GAUUAUGAAUAGUAUAACGUGCGUGUGCUUGCUUAUGUAUGUCAACGGACCCGUAUAUUCAGUCCAUUGCUGAUCUUUUUAACUCACACUCCGUUCAAAAGCUCUGUUUUUAUCUCACGCUUUGGAUUUUGUCGUACAUUUGGAGUCCUGUCUUACAUUUACAUUUAAACAGAAAUACUCAGGAAUCAUGAGUUCUCAGGUGAGGCAGAACUUUCACCAGGAGUGCGAGGCGGCCAUUAACAGACAGAUUUACCUGGAGCUGUACGCCUCAUAUGUCUACCUGUCCAUGGCAUUUUACUUUGACAGGGAUGACAAAGCUUUGCCGAAUUUUGCCAAGUUUUUCCACGAGCAGGCCAAAGAGGAGCGAGAACAUGCAGAGAAAUUGAUGAGUCUACAGAACCAAAGAGGAGGACGAAUCUACCUGCAGGACAUCAAGAAGCCAGAUCGGGAUGAGUGGGGAAGUGGUGUGGAAGCUCUGGAAUGUGCUUUGGCUCUGGAAAAGAGUGUUAACUUAUCAUUACUGGAACUUCACAAGGUGGCAACUCAACACAACGAUCCACAUGUUUGUGAUUUCCUGGAGACCCAUUACUUGGACGAGCAGGUGAAGUCUAUUAAGACGCUUGCUGAUUGGGUGGGCAGUCUGCGGAGGAUGGGCGCGCCUCAGAACAGCAUGGCAGAAUAUCUGUUUGACCGACACACUCUGGGAAAGGAAAGCUCUUAGACAAUAUUUAUUUAUUGGACAUUCUGCCCAAACAUACUAUAAACCAUAGUUCUAGUGGCCAGCAGUCCAAAAACACUAUGCCAUAAUUAUUGUCCAAAAGCAUUAAAUACAUCAAAGAAUCCUUAAAACAUCAACAAUGUUCUGUUUUUAAUCAUUGAAUUGAGUUGAUCGCAAUAAAAACA